Messenger RNA from Cylindrotheca closterium, 1113 nucleotides. The record is from the annotation of a GenBank genome assembly. NCBI's taxonomy places the organism in Eukaryota, Bacillariophyta, Bacillariophyceae, Bacillariales, Bacillariaceae.
AUGAAGAAUCUGAAGGUUCCCACCAUCGUCCUGCUCCUCUGCAUAGCAGCAGUAAAUGCAUUCUCAAGUCCUAGUUCAAUACAAUCCAAGGUGAACAGAAAGACAGCAACCGAGUUGGAUAUGGUCGCUGGAGGAUCUGUAGUGCCAAAGGUAGUUGCUAAAGUUGGGGUUGCCGCUGUUUCUGCAGCCCUUGCAGGAACUGGUUUCGUGAAACUCAUUUUGGACAAGCCUUCCAGAUCUUACGGUGAAGGCUCUGUUGCGCAAGAAUACGACGAAUGGGCUGAUGAAGGAAUCCUGGAAUACUAUUGGGGAGAACAUAUCCACUUGGGAUACUACUCCAAAGAAGAAAAGUACAAAUACAAGGCCUUGAAUGAAGCUCAGUAUGCAUUCAUUGAUGAAAUGAUGAAGUUCGGUGGAAUUGAUCCAGGUGUGGAUGGAAACGCAAAGGUGCUCGACGUUGGUUGUGGAUUUGGAGGAACAUCCAGAUAUCUUGCUCGAAAACUUGGACCAAAUUCCGAAGUUACAGCAAUCACACUAAGCCCAAAGCAAGUCGAACGAGCUACUGAGCUUGCCGUAGAGCAAAAAACACCAAACGCCAAAUUUAAGGUGGAAGAUGCUUUGGCGAUGAGUUUCCCAGAUAAUAGCUUUGAUAUCGUUUGGGCUUGUGAAAGUGGAGAGCACAUGCCCGACAAGAAGAAGUACAUCGAGCAAAUGAUGCGAGUUCUGAAACCUGGUGGCAAGUUCGUCAUGGCUACCUGGUGUCAGCGUGAUGACAGAGAAGCUCCUUUCGACAAGCGAGACAAACGUGAUUUGCAGUACUUGUAUGAAGAAUGGAGUCAUCCAUACUUUAUUUCCAAGGAAGCAUAUGCUGAGCUAAUUGACAAAAGUGGUAUGAUGAACAAGGUGACAACAGCCGAUUGGGUCAAGGAAACAAUCAACUCUUGGCGUCACACCAUCUGGAAGGGUGUAAAGGAUCCAAGAGGAUGGAUCUUCAAACCAAAGACAUACUUGAAGUGCGUUCGUGAUGGGUACUGCUUGGAGCGAAUGCAUCGGGCAUUCAAGAGAGGGCUUAUGGAAUAUGGAAUGAUUACUGCUACCAAGAAAGAAGAAUAA